UCGCACAUGAUUGCUGACACAGCCCUUCUGUGGCAACCAGUGGCUCCUCGUGCAGCGGAUUGUCUCCAUGGCUACGGCCGCCGAAGCAUGGUGGUAAUUGGCUGACUUUUAUCUUUCUUUUAUUGUUUUAAGUCCUCAUUAACAGCAUAGCCCUUGAUGAUGGUACACAUACAAAAGCAGAGCAAGAACAAAAGAGGCAACAAGAUGAUGCAAUAUUCUAAAUAACUGCUGCAAGACGCAAUGUAACACUCAGAAAAUGAGACAGACGAUGUCGCAACUUUCCACCUCAGUUUACUGAAUCACAACAAAUGAACCGAAACAUAUCAAGAUAAUAAAAGGACAAGAGCCAGAUUCAUUCUUUUGUUGUCAACCUGCCGCCGCACCGGCAGACAGACUGCUUGGAAAUAGUACGCCACCACCACCAUUGCUCACUAAUUGUGCCAUGCUACAAUUAAUAAAUUUACAAUACAAAACAUGUGUUCCUAGAUACAAGCAGGCCAGCCACCUGAACGUGGUUGCAAAGUGUGCACGGCCCUGCUGGAUGAGACCUUCACUGUGCUUCACGUGUGACCAACUGCCAUUUACUGACACUGCUGACAUUACUUUUUACUGACUGGUGUGACUGACUGCCAUUUAUGACGACAAAGAAAUCCGUAGCCACUUCCAGCGAGGCCGAGAGAUAUGCAUUCUGUGCCAGUAAUACUCUGGGGGAAUGAUACUGAAAAAAAAAAAAAAAGAAACAGUUGGACAAUGACGAGUCUAUUUUCUUUGCUGUGAAGAGCCUAAGAAAAAUGUAGGUUAGUCGUGGGUGAUACCGUCAUUAUUUACGCGACAAUUACGUGUUCCGUCCCUGACCUUAGGCCUGGUCAAGACCGCAACCUCAGGAGAAUAGCAGGAAAGACACGACUGAUGCACCAACAUGACAUUUAACAGUGCGAGAGAAGCACAGGACUACGUUUCGAGCCACCCAGAGAUCGCCGAGAUCGCUCGACAAAUUCCAUUUCUUGAUUCUGCAACGGUGACAUCAAGAAUUUUCUCUGUGCGCUACUUCCUUAAACGAAAAGGCUUCGACAUCAUGAAACCUUGUUCCAGAAAUGAUGAGGCAGGGUGCUGGCUGCUUGAGCACCUGACACUGUGCAAUAGAGUCUUGUACUCCGUCGAUGUUCAGCUCCACGAAAGUAAGCCAGGAGAGUUGAAUUUCUCCCCAACAGGGUCAAGGGGCGACAUCUUCUCCGAAGUUGCUGUGCUGGACUCUCUGUUCCUGAUCUGCUGGCUCGUGAAACAACACCCAUGCAUACAAGCAAUAGACCUGCACAGGACACGCCUAUUUCUCCACUUCCCGACGGCCCUUAAACUUGCCCUUGCACACGGCUCUAACAUUAGAAGCGUCAAAGUAGGCACCCCAGAUCCAACCGCGCAGCACAACGUGUUUCUUGAGGGCAUCAGGUCCGACACCAUGCUAGAGCAUUUUGAAGCACGCUACCUCAACCUCGAUAUGGAGUCUGCGUUGCGACUCUCGGAAGGACUCAAGAGGUCACCGCAGUUGAAAUCUAUUGUGCUACACUACAGUGGCCUCAGCAAAAAGGGAAUGAAGCUUGUGUUGAAAGCACUUCAGCAGUGCAAUCACUUGACGUCUCUGCAUAUCUGUCAUUACAGCUUGAAGGAAGGUGCUGCUGUGCAUCUGGCAGAAAUUGUAAAACGCAGCAUGUACCUGAAGGACCUCUUUCUCUAUCAGAUACCUGACGAUGUAUUGGAAAUUAUUGCGAUUGCGCUCAGAGAGAACGGUUCGAUCGAGAAUUUGAAAAUAAAUGAAUCUAAUGAUAGUGCCUGUAGUAUGCCGCACAUUUCUGAUGCCCUGAAGACGAACAGGACAAUAAGAACGCUCGAGCUUAAUGCUUGUGGUAUGGAGGAAAGUGACGCUGCUGUGUUUGCUCAGGCUCUAAAAGUGAACGUUUCUCUCCAGGAGCUACAACUUCGAGGGUGCAGGUUCAGAGACGCUGGUGCAAGGCAUCUAGCAGAAGCUCUGGAGUCAAACCGGACGCUUCAUGAGCUCGAUAUCUCCAGCAACCACCUUACAGAAGUGACCCUGGUACAGUUUGUGAAGACCAUUACAGUGAACACUUCACUGGAAGUAGUGCGUCUUGGAACGAUUGAUUUUGUUGGCGAAGUUGACGAAGAGAUUGCUCAGGUUAUCAGAGGCCAUGAGUGUUGCCACAGAAUCUGUACAACGUGGAACACCCUCACGCUGAACGAGUUGGCACGUCUCAUUUCACUCAACUACGACGACUUGAAAAAGAUCCACAUUUUGUGCGUAUUGGAGACCCCUAUAUUACAGGUGAUCUCAGCACUAGAAUCAAACUGUCACAUCACGGAAGUGUACAUCGAAACAGCUGAUGGUGAGAUAGCCGGAGAGGAGAUGGUUAAAGCUCUUGCGCAACUUAUCAAAAAGACCAGGUCCCUGAAGUUUAUCCGCUGCACAUGCCCUUUUGAUGUUGACGGUGAAUUUGAGGACGUUUUUGCUACUUUCAUCAAAGGCCUUACAAACAACGACACGAUCAACCGUGUCGAGCUGCAGUCCGCACGUUUCACUGUGGAAGUCGCCCGAGCGUUCUCGGCCAUGCUCGAAGCGAACACGACACUGUACGCUUUUGUCACACAGAUGUCUUAUUUUGACGCAGGGGCACUCAAGGUGAUUGCGAGACAUUUCCCCAAGAACUACACGCUCUCCACAUUCUGUGUGGGUUCGGAGGGUUAUAGCUCACGAGCGCUGUGCGAGAUUUUCGACGUGGUCCGGAGAAAUGAGCAGCUCCUGAAUCGUGCUACGAGUUUUGCCCUGGGUACCUGCAGGGACUGUGAUUGUAGAGAAGCAUUUCGGAUACUCUGGAGGUGCGAUUCUGUGGUGCAGCAGGUUAAGUUUGUCACAGAGUGUACGGAAGAAGACGCGAGGCAUUGUGUAGAAGCUGCUAAAUUGUUGUUUUUAUAGUGCUGCUUUCUUACGCUGCACCUGCUGGUGCUUACAAAACGACUCAAUGCUAUGUGGGAUAGACGUAAAACUUUUUUCUUUUUUCUUUCAUCAAUGGGGAUCUGCAUUCUACUGUUUUUUUAAAAGAAGAAAUAUAACAGACAUGUAGACAAUCACCGUUGCAAUGGAAUGCAGCCAGGCUGUCAAAUGCAAAACAAGCAACAACAGGAAUGGCAAUAGCUUUCACCCCUUCGAGCUUGACCAAUGCCGCCCAGGCUCAGAAGGCCAGCUUAAUGGCUCCACCCAUAUUCUUUCGGACAUGGCAGCCAAUCGUCGCACUCGAUUGCAGACACAGGCCUUCUGUGGCACCAUGGCUCCAUGGCUACGGCUGCCGAAGCAUGGUGGUGAUUGGCUGCCUUUUAUUUUAUUUUAUUAUUUUAAGUGCUCAUUAACGGCCUAGCCCUUGGUGAUGGUGCACAUAUAAAAGCAGAGCAAGAACAAAAGCAGCAACAAGAUAAUACAACAUUCUAAAUAACUGCUGCUAGACGCUCUGAGACAGACGAAAACGGGACAUAUAGUGUCGCAGCUUUCCACUUCUGUUUACUGAAUGACAGCAAAUGAGUCGAGACACCUCAAGAUAACCAAAGAACAAGAGCCAGAUCCAUUGAUUUGUUGUCAUUCAGUAAACACAGAUGGAAAGCUGCAACAUCGUCCGUCUCGUUUUCUGUGUGUCACGACGCGUCUGGCAGCAGUAUGUACCAACCUGCCUGGUCUUUGUUACACAUUUUAAAUAACAUAUGUUCAGGCGCAAGAAAACAAGGAAACAGCAACUAACUAACAAUUGUGACGAGUUUAGCGAAGCACGAAAAAUGUUUCAUAUGCAGAAGCGAGGUCAUGCCUUAAAGGAGCUGUAUCUUGUCAACUAUGACACGUAGAAAUCCACGGAGAACAUAGUAAAAAGUGGCAAACAUUU
Molecule: messenger RNA, 3935 nt
Organism: Ornithodoros turicata
Lineage: Eukaryota; Metazoa; Arthropoda; Arachnida; Ixodida; Argasidae
Product: NLR family CARD domain-containing protein 3-like
Exons: 2
Coding region: 920-2983 (687 amino acids)
Molecular function (GO): protein binding
Source: RefSeq, a predicted model, not a curated record